This is a messenger RNA of Hydractinia symbiolongicarpus, 15283 nucleotides long. RefSeq names its product ferredoxin-fold anticodon-binding domain-containing protein 1-like. The transcript has 4 exons. The record is from RefSeq and is a predicted model, not a curated record. Bases 29 to 1978 code for a protein of 649 amino acids. Gene Ontology annotation, biological process: rRNA base methylation. Lineage: Eukaryota; Metazoa; Cnidaria; Hydrozoa; Anthoathecata; Hydractiniidae. Gene Ontology annotation, cellular component: cytoplasm. Gene Ontology annotation, molecular function: rRNA (uridine-N3-)-methyltransferase activity.
UUUAUACUUUUCAUUACUUUUAUAUUAGAUGUUAGAUAAAGUUACAGACACAUCAGCCUGCACCUGCAGCAACCCUUCACUUCUCAUAGUUGGCGAGGGAAACUUCUCUUUUGCUAAAGACAUUGCUACUUUUAACAAGUUUUUAUCAAUAUAUGCAACAUCUUAUGAUCCAAAAGAAGUGAUAUCUUCAGAUGAAGAAACUUGUUUUAAUGUAAACUUCUUAAAGCAUUGUUCUAACGUAAAAGUUCAACAUGGUGUGGAUGCUACCAACCUGUCUGCAUACUUCCCUGACAAAGAAUUUUGUGUAAUAGUAUUCAACUUUCCACAUGUUGGUGGUAAAUCUAAUAUAAAGAAAUGCAGAGCAUUACUUCAUAACUUUUUUAUAAGUGCCUCUAGUCAUCUUUGUGGCAACGGUCAUAUCUCUUUGGCACUGUGUCGUGGACAAGGUGGUACGCCUGCUGAUAUUCCACGACGGCUAUAUGGUAAUAGUUGGCAAGUUGUUACACAAGCAUGCAAAGCAGGGAUGAUUCUUGUAGACGUUUUUCCAUUCGAUGAAACCUUGAUGCAACAUUAUCGACAAGCUGGCUAUCGUGGAAACUUAAACAAAGGCUUUAUCACCAUGCAAGGUUUAAUUCACAUUUUUACAAGAGGAAAGCCUUUAAUCCACAGUCCCCCUUACAACACAAGGAUGGAAAUGAAAAAUCAAUGUAGUGUUUUAGAAUGUAUCAAGCCUCUUAUGAAGUCAUCAAAUCUCUCGACAGUAAAUGUUUUAAUGAAUAAGUUGGAUGCUUUGUUAUCUAAGACUGUGGAAACUCUACUUAGUUCUCAAUUUAGCAGUAUUAAUUAUCUGGAUGGAGAUUCAAUAACUAAAGUUAAAAAGCACCUGGAUGGUAACUUUACUUUGUUUGUGCAUAUUGCACCUGUUUUGCAAAGACUGAUAAAAAAUAAAGAGUGUGCAGUUUUCUCGUAUUAUUCUUACAAUAAAUCCACUAAAUUGGCACCUUGGUAUCAUAGCAUAUCUCAUGACUAUAUGUUAGCUGCAAACACGUCUCAUUUAACUAUUACUGUUAAAGAACUUAAAGAUUUUCUCCUGUCGAAUUUAUGUAAUGUGUUGUUACAGAAUGUUGCAUGUGAGGUCAUUACAUGUGUUUGUGGUGAACCACAAGAAAAUAACUGCACUUGUGUUUGUGGAACCAACCUGUUAGCUCCCAUCGUAAAAAACAAGGACACCUCUACAACUUACAAUGAAAUGGCUGUCAUAGAUUUCAUUGAUGACUUGUCACCUGUGUUUUGGACGACUCAGAAACCCACAGUUAGUAUUUCACAAAAGGAUGAAUUAUCCGGUGAGGUAGUUUAUAAAACAAUUCCUCCUUGUGAAUAUGAAUUAUGUACACUAGAGGAAAAUUAUUUCAAUGCUAAAGAUAAAGAAAUAAUUGGAGAUACUUCUUACUUGGUGGACAAUUUUAGUGUAUCCAAGGUUGUUGUGAAUGGUCUUUGUAUAGCAACUGUCUUUUUCAAGGAUGAAUUGCUGAUUUUAACAUUUCAUGCAAACGAAUUGUUUUUUGCAUGUUAUGGUGUCAAAGAUUUGCGUUACCUAUGGACUGUUGAUGAUUUAUUUUAUGAGCAGCUGCUAUCACAUUUAGAUACUGAUUUGAAGAACGAUGCCAUUACUCCUCUAAAGACUGAUAUAGAGAGAAGAAUAAAGUACCCAAUGUGUUUUCGACAUGAUUUGUGUUUCUGGCUGGAUGAGAAUUCUGAUGAAAAAAAAUUAUACAAUGCCAUCAGCUGGGUAUGCAAAGAUAUAAUACAUAGUGUGCGUUUACUCAAAGUGUUGAGACAUGAGGAGAGUGGUUGUGUAAGUUAUUGUUAUAGAAUUAUAUACUGUCGCGUUGAUGGACCCUUGACUCGCCAAGAUACUGUUUUAAUGCAGAACAAUUUAAGAAAAUUAUUAUUGGAAAACGGAUUUCAACUGCGUUGAUUCAUAUGUUAUGUUUUUUAACGAAGAUCUGCUGAUCAUGAGUUCCUACCCAUGCUUUGGUUCUUUCUCAAAAUUUUAUAAAAUUUCGACUUUCCAAUUUACAUGCAAGGAGUAAAGAAAUUUGGUACAGGAAAAGGAAAAAAAAUAUCAAUUUACUAUUUUUUAUAGGGAGCUAUUUAGAAAUUUUUGGUGAAAAAGUAAAAUCUCUUUUUGAUUUUUACUGUCACUAUCGUGUUUUACCAAUUCAUAAAAUAAACACAUAACAUCUAUUUUAACAAAUGAUUUUAUAUCAAAUGAGUGAUAUUCAUAAGAAAAGAACAAUUUAUUUAGUUUAUCAGGGACUUAAGCAGAUUAGAACGAUUAGAACCUGUAAACAGUGGUUGCUAGUAGUCUCCUUGAAUAAAAUUUUGCACUAUUCAGCUUUAGUUGUACUGGCUAUAAUUUGUGAAUGUUUUACCUUGGCUGUAUAGGUAACUUAAAAAGAUAAUGAGUUUCUUGCCGUAAGGAUGUUCUUUGGACCAUCCUAGAACUAGCAUAUCAUGUGAGUAAAUUUCCAUUUUUCUCAUCAAAGGACAAAGAACUGCCAUAAACCUUUAGUAAGGGAUAAUCUACACAUUCUGUGCCAACUCUUAAAUAAGUUAAUUCGAAGAAAAGAAAAGUGAACUCUACUCAUCAAAAAUUGUCUCAUACGAGACGAUUUGUCUAACUUUUCUAAUUUUUUUCUUUAAACAUUCAAUUGGAACCAAUUGGAACAAAACGUUAAUUAUUUCAAACAUAAUAUUUACAUUUAUUCGUUGUGAAUUUGUAAAAAUUGCAAUGCUCAAACAGUUUUUGUAAAUUUGUAGAUUUGAUUUACAAUUCACAGGCGCUGUUUUGUAAUAUUUAGACACAAACAGUUUGCGCUUUUCCUCUUACUUGUUUAUAAUCCUUAGUUUUCUUUCAUUGCUAGGCGCCAUUGCUGGCUAAUUUCGCUGAUUCAAAAAUUUUUAGCACCAACAAUUUACCUCUAUUAUCCCUACUCCUACAUAAUGUAGUAUUUCUACUUUAUCUACAGAGCAAAAUUGAUUUGUACACGUACAAGAAUGCCGUUUCUAUUGACAUUGAUGUGUUUGCUGGCAAGAGUCGGACCACUUUAGUUCUUUGCCUUUUUUUAAUGAUAAAAAAUUUUAAAAUUAAUACACUACGCUUUAUUUAAACUAUAAUUAACCAUAUUUUUCUUCUUACGAUUCGAUUUUAUUUUCCUAUUCGAAAGUUUUCUCGGGAGAUAAUAGAAUGCAAAUAAAACAGACAAACGUGGUUGGGAUGGACACAAGAGCAGGUAUUAGCCAUCUUGUUGCUUUUAAACGGGAAGAAACGUAAUCAGUUGUUCACCAUUAGCCAUAUAGUUCUUCUAAAGCGAUUGAAUUGAUUUUCUUGACGAACGAGUCAACUUUGAUCUAAGACUGUAACAAAUUUAAACACGCCCAUUGAUCCAUAAUGAAGAAGCUGAACAUGCUCUUGUGAAACUGCAAACUGCCUUAAUCAUUGAUUUGAAUUUUUACACAGCCAUAGCGAUAGAUAAUCUCGUAUAAAAAUUGUGCUACUACUGUUGAUGCGCUUUUAUCUUUGAUAGGCUUUGCUUCCGACCAUUUAGAAAAAUAGUCGAUACAAACAAUGAGGUGUUCGUAUACAUCCACGUUCAUUUGUUUCAUAACUUUACUUAGAACUAGUAUACUAUGAAGUUCUGGGGUAGUUUUUUUAUAAAUGUUUGUUUGCUGCUGACAAUUUUUACAAUUCUUGAUGUAAUUUUUAACAUCAUCCCCAAUUCCAAAUAAAAAAAUCUUUCAAUUAACUUUUGAUAUGGAGACUCACGGCCUCGAUGACUUGCCAUAGCCUUCGAACUUGCACUUUUAGUGAUUCCUCUGUGAAUGUCAUGAAUAACUGUCAUCUUUUGCUCUUUUUCAAAAAAACACCUUUCUUGAGUCUGUAAAAAAGCUCUUCAUUCUUCACUGAAAAUUUUCUGCAUGUUCUUCUAAAAUUUGCUUUUUUUGCCUUUAUUCUUUGCCAUAUGUAGGUUGUAUGAGGCCUGUGUAAGAAGUGUUAUGUACGGUAGUGAGACAUGGGCAGUAAAGCAGGAAGAUCUUGACCGUUUAGAAAGGAAUGAUAUGAGAAUGGUUAGCUUAAUGUGUAACGCCAGUCUGAGAGACAGAAAGAGUUCAGAUGAGCUAAGAAGCAGGCUAAGUAUUCGUAGAAUUAAAGAUUUUAUCCAGAUAAGAAUAUUGAAUUGGCUGGGGCACUUGGAAAGAAUGGAGGGGGAUAAUUGGGUAAGAAAGUGUAGAGACUUGAUAGUUCCUGGGGCAAAUCCCAGAGACAGACCGAGAAAGACAUGGCAGGAGGUUAUAAGGACAGACUUGAUAGAGAGGAAGUUGAGUUUAGAUCUAACACAACCCAUGCUAGCAUGGAAAACGGACGUUAAGCCGAGAAUGAUGAUGAUGAUAUAUCUUUCGGAUAAGUUUUUUCCUCAAAAAAUCUUUAACAAUUUUUUAAGUCAACGUGCUGUGUCGCCGCCAUUUUAUUGUUUAUUAUUGAUUGUUUGUGUUUAAACGAAAAUAUAUAAAUCAUCAUAAUAAACAUUCGAAUUAUAAAUAAAGGAAGCCAGCGCAUUCAAAUUUGCAAUGGAAUGCCUUUAGUAAUAGUUAGUAAAUAAUGUAAGUAAGUGAGUAAUAAUUUCCGUGUGGAAGUAAUAAUUUCUUGGAAAAUUACCACUCCAGGAUUACUGGGAAAGUAUGUUUGUUCGGGGAGUAAUUAUUUACGGUUACACCAGACAAACUCUAACUUCUUUUUUCCAAUUCUUAUCUACUAUGAUGACAUUACAUUGCAUGCUAAUUCGACCAAUAUUCUAAACCUUAUUCGAAAUAGUUCUGCUACUAUUUGAAGUAUACAAAAAUGCGCUAUAAAAAAGAAGCAUUUCAUCAUGAUUAAAAAAUACCUACUGUAGCCGAGGCCUCUCAAAAUAUAACUGAUUAGAUCAGCCCGUACUCAGCAUGAAAUUUCCUUUCCAGCAAUGUAUGACAUGAUAAUAUGUUGAAAAAUCGAAUUUUUGACAAAAACCCAAAUCCUCUAUUAUAUAUUUUGGCCAAUUUUGGGAGUUGCCGGGACGGGACUCAGUCAAUGGAAACUCAACCCCCUCAGAAAACGGCUCAGACACAAAAUUAUUUGCAAUGGGAGUCUCAACAAGAGAGUUAGUAUGAUAAAUGUCACCUGUCACUUGACUUUACUGUAUUAUGUUUCCCCCUCGUGACCUUCGAAAAAUUGUUGGAAUUCUCCUCUAAUUAAAUCUAACCACGGCUGUUGUGAGGAUGGGCGACUCGGCAACGUCGGUGGUCGAAGCUGAUGAUGCCUGAUGACCAGUGAAGACAUUUGACGCCACAACUGCAGUUGACUCAACGCUGGUUGCUGUGUUGGUCGGCUGGCCGCAUGUGCGGAGCCUGCUCGACCUCGUGGCCAGGUUGGUUGAUGGAAUUGGGGCUAUACAUGAUGUAGUGGGCGCCGACAUAGCUACCACCGAAUUUGGCGGUUUGUAGAAAGAAAACAGGCGACGGGCAAUUAUUUAAGGCAAUCCCGAGUCAAUUAAAUUCAAUGCAUUGCACACUAACCGUAAAGUUUGAACUAGCAAUGCGGUCAUUCUGCCAGACUCUUCGUAUCUGCGUCAGCCACUGGCAAAGCUCCUCCAGAAAGCCGUCGAACGGCGACGCAAAGAGCUAUCAUUAUCGACAUGUACAAAAAUCUAACAAGUAACAUCUUUCGUCACGUAAGUUAUUAUUUGCUGAACCAAUUUAAAGGGUAACAAAAGUUCGUUUAAAACCACAACUACUGCUGGCUAUAAAUUUUGUCUAAUUUUGGGAGUUGCCGGGACUCAGUCAAUGGGGCUUUUUUUCCUCUGAAUCCUAACACUAUAACCUACUGCUAUAUCAAGUUUCAGCUUUAUAUUAUUAUUUUCAUUGUUCUAUCCUACUCUUUCGGCCAUGUGGAAGUAUCUAACAGUGUUACCUAAUUUUUAAACACAGGCGAAAAGUAUUAUAUCUUUAAAGCAAUUAUCCAUACUAUCGCUAAUUCUGACGAUAGUGUCCUGAUAAUUAGGGGAGACAGCCUUUUCUGUAGUAUUAAAGCGUAAUAGUGUUUUCCAAGCUCUCGAAUCUCAAUCUGACUUAUUUAGUUAGUUAAUUUGCUGCUAUUGCUUUUCAACGAAUCAUCCACUAAUAAUUUCACCUUACCCUUUGUCCAGGUAAAGUCUUGGAUUCUUCUGACAGCUUUAACAGGGUCGUGCUUUUCUUGUUGAAAUCCCAGACUCAACCGGCGAAUAGGGCUCAAAACAUCGAUGUAGAUAUUUAUGUGUAUUGGGUUGCAUUUUGCCAUUUCUUCGCAAAGUCCUUUAGUUCUGCUCGGUUCAAUGCUUGCGAUCUGUAGUCGCAAGUGACUCUAAAUAAGCCAUGAAAGCACCAGAGAAAUAAGAUUCUUAUUUCUCUAAUUAUUAAAUACGAAAAUGCAGUGUAGAGUAUUCACAGAAUUCAAAAGUAAAUUUUUAAAUGUGAUUACAACACUUUUAUAACAUUCUUCUACAACUAAACUGCUUACAAUUACACUAAAUUACUUCAAACAAGAAACUAUCCAUAAACCUAAAUUCUAAAUAAUGUUUACUUUAACUACACCUAAAAUUGUUCUUACAGUACUCUAUUUUUUUCUCUCCAAUUAGCGGACAGUCCAAGAAAAUCAAACGAGCAAAAAACAAUAGACAAAAAUGAUCAUUUUUGAUAACAUUUAUUUCAACCAUUUUGCAACUUUGGUAGAAUGAUUAAGUACUUUAUUUAACUACUUUAUCAGCUUGUCAUGGCAAUGAAAGCGAUAAAUAACAGGGACCUCUACACCAUAUCUAAUGAUUCAAUCGCUUUCCAAUGACUUAAGCCGUAAUGGUAGUGUUUGGAAUCCUUAAAAAAAAUUAAGCAUAUUGCUGAAAUAUUAUGUGGAACGUGCCCAACAAUGUGCUCAACUCCAAAAGAACCAGUUCUUAUUAUUGCAAUCGCAUUUUUGUCAACCUCAUUAGAUGGUUCAUGCUUGCAUUGCAACAUCUCAUCUAUCAAUGGGUUCUAUAUGUUCAUAUAGACAUGAUGUCCUCUUGCAAAAGACCUAUAUCCAUAUUCAUUUCAUUGUUUUUCUAUGUAUAACAGGGCAUGUGUUCCUUUGAUUGACUUCACAAUAGGAUCGUCGCUUGUAAAUGUGUUAACAGAUUUCAUAAACCCAUUAUAAAUCUUUUUAUGCCAAAACCUUGCGCAUUGUUUUGUGGCUUCGUCAAGCACAUUCAUCUAUCCAAUCAUCAUUAUUGUAUGCCGGUACAAUUCCCUUAAUCUGCCAUUGUUACCCGUAUUAUUUUUUGCGUCCGAAACGACCAACAUCGUUCAAUUGGGUUGGACCAUGAAUAUUGUGGAGCGUAACACUGCACAAUGUCUAAGUCCAAGUUUUUCUACAGCAUUCCAAGUGAAAGAAAAUUAAUUAACCCUUUCACCGACCAAUCGGGUCCACCAUCAGCAAUCAUGAUAACCUUCUUAGCAUUAUUCCACUAAUCGGGAUGGAUACAGUUGCACCAGUAGCUGACCAGAACGUGGCCAUUUUACGUUCACACGACUUUUUUGUCUCUGCAAAGAUUACAGAUUUUUAAAGUACAGGGAAACUGAGAUCCUUCAGAAAAAGAUUAUUUUCUAAUGCUGCUUUUUCUAACUGGUAGUGAUAUUGAUCGACUUCUUGGUGUCUUUUUUAGCAGUAUCAAGUAGCUAGCUGGAACUAAUUUGGAAUUAGGAUUGGAGAAAUCGUGAUCAUUGUAAUUUGUGCCCUUGUUCUUGAUAUAAAUUUGUCAAAUUGCACAACGCCUGCUAGUUGCAGGAAUUCCGACUUUCACUUAGUUUUUGUUAUCAACGGUAGGAGCUAACGUGUUUUUAUUAUGAAUUGCGUCGUAACGUAACGUCGUAAAAUAAGGAAGUCCUAACGUAGUAAAAUGAGGACGUUGUAACAUCUACCGGCGAUAGUUUGUCAUCGUGGCGGUAACAUCAACGAUGAAGGCACUAGCAAUGGUACUAAUGUAGGAACUAAGAAAGGGCUGCUUCUAAACGUAAUUUUUCUAAUCUUUUGCUAAAGAACUUUGACAUCCUUUCUCUUCAAAGUCUAGAUUGAAAUGACACGUUAUUGACAUUCUCAUUAUAUAUAUAAGCUGCUCUCCUACAUCACUCUCCGCCCUACUCCCUCACCCUUCCCCGCUCUCCACCGUUAUGAUUUAAAAAACCGUAUGAAUCUCUUAUAAGCCCUAGAGACACACGGCAGAGUGCAAGAGAGAAAGAGAAAGCUGGCUUUUACCACUUAAGAAUGCGGGAAUAUGAAAUGAAGCAUUCUCCCACAAUUCUUUUUGCAAAAGUCCAGAUCGUUUCACAAUUUCGACAUCUUAAAUUCCGACCACAACUUUAUAGGUAAAAUGGUGUUUGUAGUGCGAAAUUAAACUGCUUUGUUUGUCAGGCUUAAAAGCUUUUGACAAAGUAGCUCGGUACAAUCAAUAAUAACUUUUGUGUUGGAGUAACAAUCUUUAAACAUGUUUUGACGAAGCUGUUCUAAAUUCGACCACAUCAGUAUAGCGCCAAGUUUGAGGUAAGUAAAGUUGGACCGGGGUGUCUUGAAACAGUUGACUUUGGAGUAUUGAACAGCCAUAAUGUGAAUGUCAAUGAAAACCGUAGUAUCAGCUAUGUUGAAAACAUAACAGUUAAUCAAUAGCCGGCAUUUUAGGUCAUAGACCAGGUCUUUUACUCAGGUUUAAGAAAUGAUGGAGAUGACAAUAAAUCUUCUGGUAAUUUUUUUUUAACUUUCUUACUAUCCGGGUAGUGAUAUUCAGCGUUUUCACAAGCUAAGCCUGGAUCCAAAUAAUCAAACUAAAUCUCAAACUUUUCUUUCUUCAUUCCAGUAAACAAUUUUAAAAUCAUACCUGUUGUCUUUGUUAUCAUAUGUAAACAUUCGGCUUUUCAAAUUUUUUUUAAUAAUUUCAAAAAUCCACGAAUUCCAAUUAUUAUGAAAGUUAUAUUAAUCAUUAUUUACAGGAUUUCCUGUUGCAUUUCUCAAAACAAAUGACCUUGUGAAUCCAUGUUGCUUUAUUCCAGCAACCUGUACUCAUGGCAAAUCUCUCUGUCUCUGUUUUGCAUCAUGUUUUUUUAAAUCUGUUUAAAUUUCAGCUUUCAAUAUAACAAUUGCAUGUUAUUACUAUUAUUACUACUUCCUAAUUUGAUAUGGUUAGCAUAAUAAUUAACAGAAUCAAAAAAUAAACGGAAAUUUAUGCAUAAACCCGAUUUUCUGGGUUUAUCCGGAUUAAAUUAACUUCAACUGCCCCUCAAAUUUGCGGGUGAACACCGAUGAUUUAUGUUUUAAUUAUUUUCAACUAUAUUUUUUACUCUUAUUAGUUGAACAAGAAUAACAAUACCAUUGACUUGCAAUUUUCUACCCUAAAUACAGAGUCCUGUAUGCUUUCUAUGAAACCAUCCUCCGCAGUUAUCGCAUUCCGCCAUUUAUUUGUCUAGAAUAUAGUUCUCGGCAGCUGACCAUGGCAUUCGGCAACUGCAGUAGACACUGACGCAUAUAUCCUUGGGUGCACACCUUCAAGUCGUGCCUUCACAUUGAAGAAACUAGUUUGCCGCGACGAUGUGAUAUGCAAACGCUAUUGCGAAAACACCACAGGCCACCCCGUUUUUUGUUGCUGAAGAGGAAUUACUUUCACUUUCAGCUGAUCUUCACAGUAGUUAAUAAUUGCGAAUAUUUGAGUUUUUGUGUCAUCUUCAACCUUUCCCCGAAAAAUGCUGUCCAUCACAAUUCUUCAUCUGGCUUACAUCCAUAUGUAGAGAUGCAAUGUAGUGAGGAUUUCCAUCAUGCAACACCUGUGCAAAUGCUAUACUGCAAUAUAUUCGAAAAUUAAGCGUUUGACCAAGCACCUUGUCCACUCACAUUUGUAAACUUUCGUUUUAAUAUAUUCUAGCUUAGUAUAAUUGUUGUUGUGAUCUAUUGAUUGAUUGAUUGAUUGAUUUAAUUUAUUUAUCUAUCAACUGCUCAACUUUCGCUUUUGGACGACUUUUAACCACGGCAUUUAUUGGAGACUUGUUUGAGAUUUGUUCAGAGUUUAUGUAUUUGUGUAUUCAGCUAGCUUUCAACUUCUAUUAAGGAUUGAUCAGUUCCCAGAAGUAAUUAACGAGAUUCGUGUGAUUCUAACAAUCUUUUGUAUUUUUUCAAAACUACAAUGUUUUUCUAUAAAUACCGUAAAUAAUAUAAGCGAUUGAUUAGAGUAUGUGUUGAUGCUUUAUGUUCUUGUAAGAUAAGAAACUAUUUGUUUUAACACCGAUUGGUAUGUACUUUUAGAGUUUUGAGUAGCUUUUACUCCUUCGACUCUUAAACACGAACUAAGUGAUAUAUACUGUGGUUUCUUACAGUGUAGAGUAGAUCCUACUUCUUUAACUCUCAAACACGAACUAACUAAAUAUUUUAAAUAUCCCGUAUAUAUAUUUUUUCUCCGUAAUUAAAUAUUAAUAUAUGUUGACGUAAGCACAUAAUCUAAUUAUUACAAUUUAUGUACAUAAUUAACGACUAUUGUUAAUGUUUUCUGGCGUAAGAAGUUCAAAAUCGUUGUUAAACCAUUCUCGUGGUUUCUUGAGUUUGGCUUGUGUUACUUCUUCUCGUAAUUCACUGAUUCUUUUCUCGUUCCCCACUAUUUGUCUCGUUUUUCGUGUUAAUUCUGGUGUUGUAUGUUAGAUGCGAGAUUGGAGGAAGGGAUUUUAAUAGUUAAUGUGUAAAUCCUAUUCUAUAAGAUGUUUAUACCAUAUAUAGCUCUCUCGUGGAGCCAUAUUGUCCUUCAUGAUCGUGAAGAAUUAAUUAAUCCUUUCAUGAAUUUCGUCUUCUCUUUCCUUGGUGUAUACUAACGUUCGCUUUUUAUUAUCUUUAUCAAAUAUGUAACGCGGUACAUCUUCUACCGUUUUGAUGAAAGGUUUUUCUAUUUGAGUGUUCAUCUUGAGUGUCGUCGUUAAAUAAAAUAAAAUUAUAAAUGUUUCUUUUAUAUAUUAUGUAUCUUUUAUAUAUAUGCAUAUUUUUUAUAUAAUGUGCAUGUUAUUGUGCAUGAUUUAUUCACGUGCUCGCCACGCUUGAUUCUCCACCGUUAGGGUAUUGGAAUCCUCAUUUUGUGGUGUAGAAGCCAGUGUGAUAACUUCUUGUUCGCUUCUGUCAUAGUUAGCAGAUGUUAAAGAAGUUGGGUAUAUUGUUUGUAGAUACAAGUUUUCAGUAGUUAUAUGGUCAAACCAUAGUUUGGAUGUCUGUUGGUCUAAUCCUCUAUUCAUCAGAUUGAAAAAGUAGUUCAUACGUUUUUUUAUAUUUUCUUCCAAAUAGUGAGUAUGUAUGUACUUAUCAUCUUUGGGCCAACAGUUUAUGUGUCCAAUUGUGUCUAGUUUGCAUAGACCGCUAAAUUACCUCUGCAGAAUGGACAUUUUUCCAUUUUUUGUCUAAUUCGUAACAAACUUUGUGCAUACGCUCACAUUCGUACAUUGGUGGAUCUUCCGUAGUAAGACAUAUGAGACAUGUCUCUUCUGAUGUCUUUUCCUCCUCUGGUUCUGAAAAUGUUUUACAGACGGUGCUUCGAUUGAAUAGUAGUUUGUUGAGUUUAUUUGCCGUUUUUUCAAUCUCCUUUCUUCUCAUUGUGGUAAUAAGAUAACUACACCAACGACAAUUGUCUUUGAUGUAGGUUUUUGUGUAUAAAUAAGUCAAUCGGAUCUGAUUGUACUUUAAUGGGUAUGUUUAAACUCUUGAUUUUUUCCGCCAAUGAUCUCCUGUUGACGUAAGGUUGAUUCCUAGCGUGCGUUCUUAAUAAAUUGUUUCUUUGUGCCAUGUUGCUUUGGUAUCAAAUGAUAAAUGAGUAGAUUUUCUUUGUUAUGUUUCUUUUAUAGGUAUUGCAUAGUUUAUGCUGUAAUUUCAUUGGUUCAUAUUUUUAGAUCAAUUCUAUGUUGUAACAGGUGGUUGUUGAUAGUGAUACUUGGACGUCUUUUUAUUCUUUUGUUAUGGAUACCUUUUCGUUAUGAAGAAGUUUAUCUUUCAAAACGAAGUAAUGGCUGGUUUGUCUUGAAAAAUAUACAUUUUAAAAUAAUUUUGGAUGUUAUUUGAAACUAAAUGGUACCGGUUGUUGAUUCCAAUUGGAAAUCCAUUCCAAUUUUAGGACGAUAGACAUUUUACUGUUGAGUACAACAAGAGUCGUCAACAUCUGCAUACAGUAAAUUAUUUACUCCAAUGUUUUGUAAACAGAAAAUAAGAAAGAUGGAUCAUUUUGAGGUACAUUUAUAUAAAUGUGAGUUACAUCUUCGGUAACAUGCCAAUGUUGGUUGGAAUAUUGGAAGAAUCAAUCAAUGAUUGAUUCUUGGGCAAAGGACUUUUUUACCGGAUUGAUAGUAAUGGUAGUGGUUGUCCUUUGUCAAAUCAUAAUCCUGUGGAAGUUGAACUUUUGGUGCUAUUGGAUGCAAUCAAAGAUGCAAUCUUUAUUGACAGAGAACUUGACUGCCAAUAUUAUUGUCAUCACGAAAGUAUUGUCUCCCGUCAACAAUAUUUCCAUUGGGCCAAUCGGAUAAACCAACACAUGAUUAUAUUUCCAUCCAAAGAUUUGCUCAUCUUGGAACAUAGUGAAAGAGUAUCCAUUUUGUUUCCUUUAAGCUUCAAAGGAUCUUGUCAUCACUUAUACUGAAUGUAUACUCAUGUAUCGGUCCAAUUAUACCAGAAUUUACAAUUUGUAAGUAUUUAUAAGCAUUCUUCGUAGUAAUCAUCAUAAUAAUCUUCACGUCUGUGUUCUGGAUGUUUUCCGGUAGUAUAACCUUUUGUUUUCUGUUUAUUAUUUCUUGUCUGCAAUAGGAACGGUUUUCUGAAAGAAUAAUCGUAUACCUUAAACACUCUGUCCAGACUUUUCUUAUUUCUUCCGUGCAAUAAUCUACAUGGCACAUAAUUGUUACUUCUGCCUGUUGAUUGUCUAACAUGUUACAAUAUUUGGCAGUUGCAUUAGCUCCUGUUGGUCCAUACAACUGAAGAGGUUAAAGACAGAUUCGCUUAACACUUGCCAUGCGUACAUUCAUGACGGAAUAUGAUGUGAGUUUAAUGUGGCCAUGUUUUAUUUUCUGAAAAAGGUGUAAUCCACUGUCUAAGUAAUCAAGGAAUAACCUUGAAAUAUAGUUCAAAGUGAUAUAACUUUCAUUAUUCCACACACUUUGGGUACAUCUUCCUGCAACAGAAUUACACAAGCAAUUGCGGGCUGUUUCGAUUAAAUGUGGUGGAUCUGAGAUGAAGUAAAUGAACCGUUCUUCAUCUAUCAUAACAUUCAAAGUGCGGUAUGUUACGUCCACUUCUGCAUUAAUGUCAGCUACACGGUCAUGUUUUGGUGCAUAUGGUACAUUCCUCGGCUUAAAGAUGCCCCAUGACUUGUGACACCAAUAAAUUUUAUGACGCAUUUUUCCUCCAGUAUGCCAACCGCUUUCCAUUGAUGUGACAUUGAUAGUAGCAAAAUUUGAAAAUAAAGAUUUCAAAUGACGAAUAAUAGUCCCCCAAACGAGCUCUACUAGGGAGUACCAAGAAACCACUUUUCUUCUUAUCGUUAACUCGAAUCUGGUCAUAAAAGGCGGGGGAUUUUGCAGCUAAACCCAAGCAGUACCGAAUAACCAUAAUGAUAGCGAGUACCAGUUUUGGAUGAUGACAAGUAUUUCUACUGCUCUUCCCCCAAAAAAUUCAUAAAUGGUGGUAUCUUGCGGACAGGAACUGCACAGGUGAAAAUGUCAUCUUGCAUUUUUAGUAACUUCCUUUAAUUAUUUAUUUUCCAAUCUGUAAUUUUGAAGGGUUUUUAUGUAACGAUCUGGAGAAGUCAUGGAAAUUGAUGCUUAAAGUUUAGCGGGUAAAAUUAAAUUUUCCCUUUUCCUUUUUAAAUUUGGGCUUUCUUUUGACUGACACAUUUCAAGCAUUUUUCAGAAAAUGGCAGAAUAAAAACUAUGCAAUUUGAAGAUCGAUACCAUUUCCUUUACCCUCCUUGGGUAUUUAAGAAUAUACUGACGAAUUUAUUAACCCAAAUGAAUUCUCCUCGAAAUUAAAUUUUGAUCUUUUUUUACCUUUUUCUCCUAAGACAGUAAUACUUGAAAUUCAGAAGAUGUCGGAACUUGGUGAUUAAAAUGAUCUUUUUCACUCUCUUUCAUGGUCAUUACAAGCAUAUUUCAAGCUUUUUUAACAUUUAAAUUUAGCAAAAAUAAGUAAAGAUGCAAAUCUUUUUUUACUUGAAUUUCACAUCCUUUUGUACCUAUUCUUCUUUGUUUAGUUAGUUUGCAUGUAGGAGUUGCCCUCGCAGAUUCAUGCUAUAAUUGAUAGGCCAAGCAAAGUGAUUAUAGUAGGGAAAUUGUUAUUUUUAUUUUUAACUGUGAAUUCAGUAAGUGUAGUUUUAGAUCUUUUAAGAUUAUUAUUACAGGCGAGGUAGCUCUGAGGAGAGUAGAUUGAGUGUUAAGUCUAGUAUUCUGCAUUUAGAGUUGAAAUCGCAAAAUUCUAAUCUGAGAUCAUUUUUUGGAUUUUUUAAGUCACAGGCAAUGUCCAUCGAUUACAACCGACAAUGAUACUAAUAUUACCAGGUACUAGUGGUUGCAGAUGUUGACCUUAUUGUUAAAAAUUUAUUAUAUCACCAUGUACCAUAACGUCAGUCUGGUGCAUAACUACAAUAUUAUUAACAACAAAAACAUUGUAACCAAAGCAUGUGCAUUUUCUGACGACAGUAGCUCUUUCGUAAUAAGUUCAUAAUUUCUAUACUAAAUAAUGUAAAAUGCCCACAGAAUAUUAAAUUGGUUUUAAACUCAACACUUGCCAUUUUGAUACAUUUCGUUUGGCUAGUCAAACUAUAUAGUUUUUCGUGUUUACAUCAGAAAACGUGUUUUUCGAGCCCUGCAUCUUACUUCUUUCUCACUUUUAGUCUUGUUGAGUAUGACUGCAUUGUACUGUGUCAUUUUAUAAAUUUGAUGAUAUUUUUUUUCUGCCGGGAAAUGUUAGGAGCAUUUGUAUUCUUAUAUAAUGGUGCAGUUAAUAGAAUUGUAUUUCACGACACAGAAAAAUAUUUAUGUCUUUUAUUUUAUUGUGAUGUUCGUUUAUUUUUUUUUAUUUUUUUUUAUAUAGAAAAAUAUGUUAGAAAACAUGUAAACAUUUUAACCAUGUAAAUAGUGAGAUUGAUAAAAAGAUAUUUUUACCACAAUAACGUGUAUGGAAAUA